Messenger RNA from Cydia amplana, 1515 nucleotides. Its product is annotated as heterogeneous nuclear ribonucleoprotein A1, A2/B1 homolog. The coding region runs from base 174 to 1160 and encodes 328 amino acids. NCBI's taxonomy places the organism in Eukaryota, Metazoa, Arthropoda, Insecta, Lepidoptera, Tortricidae. Gene Ontology annotation, molecular function: mRNA 3'-UTR binding. Gene Ontology annotation, cellular component: catalytic step 2 spliceosome. The record is from RefSeq and is a predicted model, not a curated record. Gene Ontology annotation, biological process: mRNA splicing, via spliceosome. The transcript has 7 exons.
AAUGAAUGACGUUACAAUUUGUUGUCAACGUUAUCAAGUUUUACGUUUUCCUUUGAUUUAGUCGGUUAUAAUUAUAAUUACAAAAUAGCUUACUUAUUAAAACGUGAUUUAUAGUCAAAAUUUUCACGAACUUGUUUAUUUUUCUAACACAGACCGACACGCUUUAGAUCAAUAUGAAGCCUAAUGGAGGUGGUGAUGACUUCGAAGAACCAGAACAUAUGCGCAAACUGUUUAUCGGUGGAUUAGACUACCGAACAACCGAUACGUCUUUGAAAGAAUUUUACGAGCAAUGGGGCGAAAUUGUAGACGUGGUGGUCAUGAAGGACCCACAAACAAAACGAUCCAGAGGGUUCGGCUUCAUUACUUACUCCCAAGCUUCAAUGGUUGACGAAGCACAGAGCAAUCGACCACAUAAAAUUGAUGGCAGGAUUGUGGAACCUAAACGGGCAGUACCCAGGGAAGAAAUCAAGAGGCCUGAUGCAAGUGCUACGGUUAAAAAGCUGUUUGUUGGGGGCCUGAAGCAAGAUAUAGAAGAGGAGGACCUAAAGGAAUACUUCAGCCCUUAUGGAAACAUUGUGUCUGUUAGUUUAGUAACUGAGAAAGACACUGGCAAGAAGAGAGGCUUCGGUUUUAUUGAGUUUGAUGAUUAUGAUCCCGUUGAUAGGAUAUGUUUGCAACCGAACCACAAUGUUAAGGGGCGUCACCUAGAUGUGAAGAAGGCUUUGUCGAAGUCCGAGAUGGCUGGCGGCCCGCAGGGUGGCGGUGGCGCGAGGCGCGGCGGACGCGGCGGCGGCGGCGGCGGCGGUGGCGGCGCGUGGAACCGCGGCAACGACAACCAGGAUUGGGGGAAUCAGGGAGGGUAUGGACAAGGAGGAUGGGGUAACCAGAAUCCGUGGGAGACCAACAACCAAGGCGGUUGGGGCAACCAGGGCUAUGGAGACCAGGGUGGUUGGGGUCAAGCCCAGACAUUUGGCGCUGGAUACCAGCAGAACUACUCAGCAGGGCCUAUGAGGGCCAAUUAUAAUACUUCUCGCCCUCAGCCUUAUAAUCAAGGCGGCAGCGGCGGCGGGUACGCCACGGGCUACAACAGCGCGGGCGGCGCGGGCGCCGGCGCCGGCGCGGGCGCGGCCGCCGCCGCCGGCACCCAGCGCCGCUUCUAGUCCUCUUGUAUGAAGUUGCGCUAAGUUGAAGCUAGGCAGGCAGAAUGUUAGACGGAAGGUAGGCCAGGCGUCAGCUAGCUAGUGAGGGACAAGCGGACUUUACCAAGUGACUACAAUUACAUAGUCAUUAUACAUUUUUUUCUUCAACUAAGGUUGGUUCACAAUAAGGUACUGUGUAGGCAAUAGAUUCAUUUUUCCUAUUUUUAAGAUUGUAAUAGUGGUUUAGCACUCAAUGCUUUUAUUAUUCUAAUACUAGAAUUGCAACAUACAAGAUUUACUGAAAUAGCUGUUUCCUGACACGACACGUUUUGCUCAUUUGCCUAGAAUCUUUGUCAUAUUAUAAUAUUGACGGUAU